GUCACAACUUCAUCACAACGAUUUCAACUGCAUUAUUCUGAGAAUCAAGAAGUGAAGUCAACAUGGCACGAGCAGUUACAAUGGUGUUCUUGAUGGCUGGGGCUCUGUUCAUUGCUACCACCAACUUGCAAGGAGUGCGUGGUGAGAAGCCUGGGCUCUGCCCUGAGUCGUCCGGUGCUUGGGGAGCAGCUCUCUGUGUACAGGCUUGCUCAAAUGACGAGUCUUGCCAAGGGACAAAGAAAUGUUGUGAAAACUCAUGUGGUGGGCGACACUGCAGUCAAGUGGUCCAUCCAGGAACGUGCCCUGUUAUUCCACCCGGUAUGGGAGGAAUUUGUGGUUCCGUUUGUGCCUCGGAUGGGGAGUGCUCCAUCGACAAGAAAUGCUGUCACAAUGCAUGCGGGCUAACCUGCCUAACCGCAGGACCAGUGGUCCAUCCAGGAUUGUGCCCUGUUGUUGCACCCGGUGUGGCAGGAAUUUGUGGUCCCGUUUGUGCCUCAGAUGGCGAAUGCGACAACAACAAGAAAUGCUGUGACAAUGGAUGCGGGAAAACCUGCCUAGCUCCAUUUUAAGUUCACAGAGGAGAAAUGCUGUAGCUGGGACAUCAUGGCCAUCAGUAAACAGCACCGGGCAUAAGCCAGGGGGCGUCAUUUAUUAGAAGAUGAUACGUAAUUACGUAGUAACGCAACGUUACCAUCGUCCUACAAUGUAAACCCAAGACUUAACGGUUGACGUCACACGUUACGAUGAUGCAGACAUGCCAUCUUCUACAAUGUUUUUUCUUGGCCUGUUCCGUUAUGAAAUUAUAUAUUCUUCCGUAUUUCAACAACUGAUAAACAUUACAAAAUUCACAAUUUAUUUUCCCCCUUCCACGGUCAAUGUUGUAAGAGCUCAUAUAGGGAAAACUACAUUGUCCUUUCAGAUAUUAACUAUAUAUAAAAGACAUGAAUGCAUACAUGUAGUGUUUUCAUAUUUAUUUGCGUUUGGUUGUGUACAAUAAUAAACAGCAGUAAACUAA
This is a messenger RNA of Asterias rubens (European starfish), 1015 nucleotides long. RefSeq names its product waprin-Phi1-like. Gene Ontology annotation, cellular component: extracellular region. The transcript has 5 exons. Lineage: Eukaryota; Metazoa; Echinodermata; Asteroidea; Forcipulatida; Asteriidae. The record is from RefSeq and is a predicted model, not a curated record. Bases 63 to 569 code for a protein of 168 amino acids. Gene Ontology annotation, biological process: antibacterial humoral response; innate immune response. Gene Ontology annotation, molecular function: peptidase inhibitor activity.